This is a messenger RNA of Exophiala aquamarina CBS 119918, 1407 nucleotides long. RefSeq lists its product as uncharacterized. NCBI's taxonomy places the organism in Eukaryota, Fungi, Ascomycota, Eurotiomycetes, Chaetothyriales, Herpotrichiellaceae. The coding region runs from base 1 to 1407 and encodes 468 amino acids. The record is from RefSeq and is a predicted model, not a curated record. The transcript is spliced from 2 exons.
AUGCAUGAAGAUUUACGUCGACGCGCCCUGGAAAGCGGCAAGACCGUGUCCAACAAGGCCAAAUCAAAACCCACUUCUCGUGGCAGCUCAAAGGCAAAUUCUGCAGCGAACUCACGCGCAGCUUCUCGCAUCCAGAGCAGAGAUGCCUCCGACGAUGAAGAUCCAGGCAAUGGAAAUCUCAGUGAUGAGACCACCCAAAGGCAUCUUCUCGAAAGUGAUGAUUUCAAUGAGCAAUCCACCGAAGUCCUUCGACAAGAACUCCAAGACACAAUCGCACUCAUCUUGGAUCGCAAGGGCACUAGUAGUGGCAGUCGCGAAUCUUCUUUGGCCAUAUAUGUCAAGUGUCUCACAUCCCACUAUCUAGCUGAAGGACUCUAUGGCCGAGUCAGCGAGCUAUUAGCUGCAUUCAGUCGCAGUGUCAAGGCAGAAGCCACUGAGAAGGAAGCCACACUUGCCUUGCGAGCCAUUGCUCUCACAGCAAUCACAUACGAAGACGACUCUCUGUACGAUUCGGUUUCCUCUCUGCUCAAACGCACUAUCUCCGACUCACAGUCGCUACCCAUCAAAGCAGCUGCUGUCUAUUCUCUCGCAAUCUGCAUCUCCUUUGGAGGAGCUGGCGAAGAAGAAAUCCUAGAUGUACUGACUUUUCUCCUCGAGAUUGCAUCUAGUGACGGGUCCUUCAUCGGAGCUGAUGACAACGCGGAAGUAGUUGCCGCGGCUCUGCAUACGUACGGGUUUCUGGCCACUCAAGUCGAAGAUGUUGAGCACGAAUCCGAAGAUGCAGUGGCAGCAUUUCUCGAUCAACUUGAUUCCAAUGACGUCAGAGUUCAGGUGGCGGCGGGGGAGAACAUCGCACUUCUAUACGAGAAAAGCUACACCCCUAGAGAAGACGAUGACACCCCCUCAGAAGACGAGGAUGGAAAUGAAUCUUCAGAUGAAGAAGGUGGACAUCGGGAUGAUAGUGGACUCGUCAAACGCUACAAUGCGUAUCACAACACCAACGAGGUUUCGGAGAAGGUCAAUGCUCUGGCUUCGUUGAGCACCAAAUCGAUGGGUCGCCGGGACAAACGGCUACUGCACCAGUCAUUCGCCACCAUUGCACAUACGAUCGACAAUCCCAAGAACGGUCUACAAUCCAACAACGCGUCGAAACUGGUGGUCCGGAUUCACCAUGAAGGUGAGAUGCGAGUGGACAAAUGGUGGAAGUUUAUGAGACUCAACGCCAUUCGACGACUUCUGGCUUCAGGGUUCGUCAACCAUUACUUUGAGGGAAAUAAGCAAGUUUUGGAUGCUUUGCCCAUGAUCAUGCGCGCCACAGGAGAAUCGGGUAUCAAAAGUCCCAGGAAGGGCGUGGCCAGCAAAGCGACCAAGGGCAAAUACCGCGACAGUCGAAGAUUCGUGUCGUGA